CGGGACCCGCCGUUGAACCGCCGAUGCGGUUUCCGGUUCACCGUGUCCGGGAUUUAUUUUCGGUCAGUGCCGCGCUCCUAAUCGUUAGUGCCUGCCGGGAUCGUCGUCGGUCAGACACGCGCGCGCGCUACGCGGUGCGCUCAACGGGCACGACGGACACGUUUUCCCGGGACCCAGUAGAGUGAACAACACGGAACCGUCGCGCGAGUGAAACGAUCCAGUAUGUGGUUGGACACUUCGCGGCCCGACGCGGAACGCUUCGCUGCGAUCGGAUCGAUCGCGAGCUGACGCGCGCGACGCGGACGGCGACCAGGCGUCUGAAUCUACUUUGUGCCUGACUCUCCGAGUGCUCCGUGGAUCGAGGGAUCCCGUCUGUGGUGAAGUGGUUACAUAGUGACGAUACUCUGACAGCCAAACUCGAACGAACUUCGUGGAAUAGUGAAGCUACGCAAAGGUGGCCGUUUGCUCAGUGACAAUCUCCAGUUUCUCCGUUUACACCGCCGUGUAACAGUGAAGUAUACGGAACCCCGCUUAACCGGUGACAGUGGACAGAACGAACGCGAACUAUCAUCCGUGCGAUCGAUGCGUCUAUCAGCCACCUAACCGAUAUCAUCGUCCAACAGAGUCGACGUUCAUUGGUGAAGCUUAGCAAGUCUUAGGCACCAAGAUUCGUGCGCCGUACUGUGUUCGCGCGUCGGCGGCGGCGACGACGUCGUCGGCGAGUUUGUCCGCGAGAACCGUGGGCUGUGGCGGCGGCAUCGACGUCGCGACUAAGGUGGAGCGUCCGGGCAGCACGACGACGCUCAACUUCACGGACCUGGGGAGCCCAUUCGGGGCGGGCGACCCCUGUCCGUCUAGCACCCCGACCCCGAAUAGCAUGUCGGGAGGCGGCGGGCCAUCCGGCGGCGGUGGUGGCGGCGGUGGCGGCGGAGCGACCGCGGCUGGUGCUGGCUCCGACAUGGAGCAGCAUCUUCAUCACACCGGGCUCGGCUCGGUGACCCCUGGCCCGCCGGGCGGCAACGGCGGCGACAGCACCGCGUCCAGCACACCCGUCUCACAGAGCGGCAAAUCCGCUUUCAUCGAGCUGCAACACAACAAUCUUUACAAUCCGGCCAGCCUGCGUGGCGGCUACCCCGGCGGGCACAACGUGCCCGGUGCCCAUCAGUUCUCGCACCAGGUCGGCGCGCUCGGACAUCAAACCUCCGGCCCCGGCAGCGGGAACCAGCAACACGCUGACGCGGGAUUCCCCAGUCCUAGGUCCGCGCUAGCCGGAUAUCCGUUCGCGCCCAUGCACCAGCACAACGCCUACGGAUAUCACCUGGGAUCGUACGCGCCCCAAUGCCCCUCGCCGCCCAAGGACGGUGAGUACCCCAACUGGUGGUGCAUGUUCGCAGACCUCUCGCCGUUGGGCGACAAGAGCGGCAGCCUCGUCGACGAGCUCGGCGGCGGCGGCGGCGGCUCCUUGAGGAACGGCAAAGGCAAGAAGAUGAGGAAACCGCGGACGAUCUACAGCAGCCUGCAGUUGCAACAGCUCAACAGGCGGUUCCAGAGGACGCAGUACCUCGCGCUACCAGAGAGAGCGGAGCUAGCGGCGAGCCUUGGACUGACGCAGACGCAGGUAAGUUCUUUUUUAUCCGCGCGACCGGGAAUAUUUUACUUCUUACGGUACGUCCAUCGACGGAUCGGACAGACGUGAUCCAGCAAAUCUGACGUACGGAUACAUUUGACACUAUAUUUUCAUCUGGACACAAUGCAAC
Nomia melanderi (Alkali bee) is the source of this 1757-nucleotide messenger RNA. The record is from RefSeq and is a predicted model, not a curated record. NCBI's taxonomy places the organism in Eukaryota, Metazoa, Arthropoda, Insecta, Hymenoptera, Halictidae.